Messenger RNA from Dissoconium aciculare CBS 342.82, 465 nucleotides. RefSeq lists its product as uncharacterized. Lineage: Eukaryota; Fungi; Ascomycota; Dothideomycetes; Mycosphaerellales; Dissoconiaceae. The transcript has a single exon. The record is from RefSeq and is a predicted model, not a curated record. The coding region runs from base 120 to 398 and encodes 92 amino acids.
UGAGAAGCUAUUUGGGGAUUAUCUUCGAUCUCAAGGAUUGGACGUUUGUGACUCUUUUCAACUGUCACAUGCACAUGUUGGUGUUGCUCUGACGGCGUUCUUCAGGUUGGGCAUGUAUUAUGACCCCAGCAUCCAUGAUUGCGAAAGGUGUGUUUCCUCACUGCACAGGUUGCGCGAGUUGGAUUUCCUUUGUUUUUGCUUUACGAACGGGUACAGGACUGCGAUGCAGGGAGAAGGCGGUUUGCAAUUACACGCAGCAGCCGAGGAUUAUAGAUAGACGUCCAACUCACGCCACUCCUUCAUUUCUGUGCGCACGCUUUGUCUCAACUGAGUUUCCGCAAGGUGUCAGACGCAGUAAAAUGUUAUCAACACGGCCUUCAAGGAUCAAGCUUAGAUAGAUACUGCUAGACACCUGCACUAAGGGAUUGAGGCACUGGCAAGCUCAUAAGACGUCCUGGUCCGUGC